Messenger RNA from Andrographis paniculata, 3441 nucleotides. RefSeq names its product ATP synthase protein MI25-like. Gene Ontology annotation, biological process: ATP synthesis coupled electron transport; proton motive force-driven ATP synthesis. Gene Ontology annotation, molecular function: oxidoreductase activity, acting on NAD(P)H; proton transmembrane transporter activity. The transcript is spliced from 3 exons. The record is from RefSeq and is a predicted model, not a curated record. The coding region runs from base 1219 to 2124 and encodes 301 amino acids. Lineage: Eukaryota; Viridiplantae; Streptophyta; Magnoliopsida; Lamiales; Acanthaceae.
GACACAUGCGAACAAUCCAACUACUAUCUCUACUUGAUCUUCGUCUGCUAUUCUGUAAUCUCUUAGGCUAAAUUGACCUCUUUCGUUCCUUUCCUGCUUUCCGGCUUAGUUCAGUAUGCCAGUUUGCUAACUUCUCGGCCGGGUGGGGUCAACAUCCGAUCUUUUGGCCUAGACCUCGAAGACUAGAAAGUAUAUGCCAAUUUAGUAUUUCCACACUUGCAUACAUAGCAACUUUAAUAUUCACAGGUCACAGGAUUUGCAGAUCGGCUGCGCUAUGCCUCCUCCCCGAACCAUCAAAAGUCGAGCCACCAAUCUUAGUGCCUACAAAAUGUUCCAACCAAAACCCCAAUUACGGAUACGGGUCAACCCCAGCCUUCAACAAGCCAUCUCUAACCGAUGAUUGCCAGUUCCUAAGCUCUGGCCUAAACACAACUGUCUUCUCAACCCACUCGUACUUCAGCUUUAAAUAUCCGAUUCCUUCACCCGAACCAAACCUUCCCUGCCUUAGUUCGAUGGAAUGCUACCCAGUUCAUUCGUGCACUAUGCUUAACACAUGUCAUUCGUUCUUUGACUUUCAAACUAUAUUGUUGAUGUACUUGAAUUUUCUUUGUCGAGAUUGGGUUGGUGUUCCGUGUACCGCACCUUUGCUUGUGUAGCUUAUUUUGAAUAAGACAGGAAGCGGGUAGAAUAAGAUUAAGGAGGCGAGGUAAAUGAGAAAGAACCCACUGAUGAUAGUGAUCAGUAUAUGGUCUUUGACCAAGUUGAGAAAUAAAGAUAAAUAGUCCAUUGUUCUAAUUGAAGAGCUUUUCCUAUUCCUCCCCCCCUUCCCACAAGCUUCCAUCUUUGAGAUUGUCCAAUUCUCCAUCUUAGAUGAGGUAGAUCUGGACAAUCUGACGUAUAUAAAUCAAGACUUGCACUUUGCAGGGGCAAGCUCUCUCUAUUUCCAAGAUUUUCUCGUAGCAUAUGCCAACGAAAUGCUCCUUUUUUUUUAGGGGGCUGGCUUUCGUUCGCAACAAGGUAGCCAAACGGGUUCUGUUUAGCGUGGACAACAUUCACUGGCUAAACCAUAUCUAUAUGGAUCUUGUGGAUCAUGGAAGCCGAAGUGAAUACUUUGUCCAAGUUAUAAAAUUGAUUGGAGGGUAGUCUUUCUUUUUCUGAUGUUUCCUGACGUACUGGAGUUAUAACAUUUGAAUUUCUCUUACAUUCUUCGUUCCCGAAAUGGAUCCUAUCAAAUAUUUUACAUUUUCUAUGAUCAUCUUUAUUUCAGGUAUUCGGGGUAUUCUCCUUAAUAGACGAAAUAUUCCUAUUAUGUCAAUGUCAAUUGAAUCAAUGUUAUUAGCUGUGAAUUCGAACUUUUUGGUAUUUUCUGUUUCUUCGGAUGAUAUGAUGGGUCAAUCAUUUGCUUCAUUGGUUCCAACGGUGGCAGCUGCGGAAUCUGCUAUUGGGUUAGCCAUUUUCGUUAUUACUUUCCGAGUCCGGGGGACUAUUGCUGUAGAAUCUAUUAAUAGCAUUCAAGGGUCAGGGCCUUUCUCGCUGGGCGAAUUGAGUUCGCAGGCUAGAAAGAUGCUAUUUGCUGCUAUUCUAUCUAUUUGUGCAUCAAGUUCGAAGAAAAUAUUAAUUUAUAAUGAAGAAAUGAUAGUAGCUCGUUGUUUUAUAGGCUUUAUCAUAUUCAGUCGGAAGAGUUUAGGUAAUACUUUCAAAAUGACUCUCGACGGGAGAAUCCAGGCUAUUCAGGAAGAAUCGCAGCAAUUCCCCAAUCCUAACGAAGUAGUUCCUCCGGAAUGCAAUGAACAACAACGAUUACUUAGGAUCAGCUUGCGAAUUUGUGGCACCGUAGUAGAAUCAUUACCAAUGGCACGCUGUGCGCCUAAGUGCGAAAAGACAGUGCAAGCUUUCUUAUGCCGAAACCUAAAUGUUAAGUCAGCAACACUUCCAAAUGGCACUUCUUCCCGUCGCAUCCGUCUUCAGGACGAUCUAGUCACAGGUUUUCACUUCUCAGUGAGUGAAAGAUUUGUCCCCGGGUCUACGUUGAAAGUUUCUAUAGUAGAACUCAUUCGAGAGGGCUUGGGGGUCUUAAAAAUGGUUCGGGUGGGGGGUUCUCUUAAGAAUAAAGAAGACGAAUAGAAUCUAAUUCAUGAGAAGAGUCCAGAGGCACUUCAUUCAAUCGAAAGAAGCAUUACGAACAGAUACCCAGCAUGCCAGUGGCGCGACCUGGUCCGAGAAAAGAUGGACCUCAAGGAUUUGCUUAGGCAAAGGAAGGAUGGGAGCAAGUUAAGUUUAAGUUAAGGUAGCCGAGAAUUUCCCAAAACCCACGAAGACGGGGCAACUCGUCAACCAACGUCGGUCAUAGGGAAAGCUGUGCCCUCGGCCUUGGAAACAAGGGAGGAAGAACUUCUGAUGGAGAACCUCCAAAAGAAGAAAGGGCAACUGGGGGAGGAGGUUGAAACCGAAAGUGGGAUGAUCAAGAUUGCCGUAGGAAGCAUCAUUUUAGUUGCUUGUAGUUGGUCCACGUUCCCGAAAUGGAACGAUUCAAGCUGGCCAAAUGGUUGUGAUAGGGAAUUUGUUCGGUGUCUCGGAGUUGUUCCUAUUAAUGGUUGUAUUGUCUAUAGCAAGAUAAGAUCCAGUGAGUGGCGCAGAGAUUGAAUUUGGAACCCGGACCACACCUCAUGGGCGCCCGGGCCGACCGGCAGGCUAAGGGCAAAAGAAUCCGUUUCAAAGAAAGCGGUGACCUCCAAAAAAGAGAGGGAGAGAGAGAUCUCUCGUUAGGUCUGGGGUCUUGUCGGUCCGGAGGUUGGGGGCUAGACCCCGAAAAUGCCUCCAUCGUAUUCUUUCUUUCAAGUUGGGGCUUAUGGUUCCUUAGUCGGGGUAAAACAAGGUAGAAACCUAGUCGGUGGGUUCGACUCCCACAGGGAUAGUUUGAACUGCUGUUUCAGAGCCGACAACGAUGCUAUAAAGAAGAACGGUUGGGGCAUUUGGUACGAUUUUGUGAGACUGCUUCUGGUGCUGCAAUCGAAGCUAACGAAGACAUGCCUUCUGACUAUGGAGAAGGAAACACACUAUGGGACUGCAGUUGCGCCAAUGCUUGCCGGGAACCAAUAGCAAAAAGACCUUCCUUUCCUUCCGAAAGAAAAAGAAAGACUUACUUUGCUUUGAAACCGGGAUUCCCCUAUCGAAGAAACGAACUUGGAGACUCCAGUCCCGUAACGACAGAGACAGAUGGAAACAUUGGGGAAGACCUUUCCCCCUACAGCGAAUGGGCUAGAACCCGCGAAUGAGCUAGAACCAGAGAUUACCUUCUACGCCUACCUCAACCUCUUGCUGUAGUGCCUGUAGUAAAGUUCCAGUUCCAGUGGUGCCUGUAACGAAGGUUCGACGUAGUUGACGAGACCAAAAGUGAGCCCCUAAGGCCUUCUUGCUGGAAAGGGUGGAAUGGCUAGCGUC